Molecule: messenger RNA, 3307 nt
Organism: Rattus norvegicus (Norway rat)
Lineage: Eukaryota; Metazoa; Chordata; Mammalia; Rodentia; Muridae
Source: RefSeq, a predicted model, not a curated record
GUCCCCCCAAGGCUUGGCAGCCACUUUCUGUCCCUGGGAACACUGUUAUUUUCUCUUUAACAGGGGAUCGGGUGAGGGCUGUUUAGAAGGGGGUGUGACCUCAGAGUGCCAGGUGGCUCUUUACUGAAUCCAGUCUGGAGAAGUGAGAUGAAAGGAGGGUAGGGAAGGGGCCAUUCUGAAAGAUACAUUCAGAGGAGAGAGGCCUCCAGUGCUGCCAGACGGCUGUGGGGAGACAGCACACAGGGACCUGAAAUCGGAACACUUUCCAAGGAGAACAGAGGGAAGCUGUGUGGGGAAUCAGAGUGACCUAGAUGGCAGCCAAGCAGACAGAACCUGUGACAAUCAUCAGCCUUCGGAAACUGAGCCAGGCAGCCCCAGAACCGCAGCAGAAAGAGACAAAGACAUUCACAGUGGAGGAUGCAGUGGAGACCAUCGGCUUCGGGCGCUUCCACAUUGCACUCUUCCUAAUCAUGGGCAGCACCGGGGUUGUGGAGGCCAUGGAGAUCAUGUUAAUAGCAGUUGUGUCUCCUGUCAUCCGCUGUGAAUGGCAACUGGAGAACUGGCAGGUGGCGUUUGUCACCACGAUGGUGUUUUUUGGCUACAUGGUAUCCAGCAUCCUCUUUGGUCUCUUGGCUGACAGAUAUGGCCGCUGGAAGAUAUUGCUGCUCUCAUUCCUGUGGGGAGCCUACUUCUCCUUACUGACCUCUUUCUCUCCCUCCUACAUCUGGUUUGUCUUUCUGCGGACAAUGGUAGGCUGCGGAGUGUCUGGCCAUGCACAAGGGUUAAUCAUAAAGACUGAAUUUUUGCCCACAAAAUACCGAGGCUACAUGCUGCCCUUGUCUCAGGUUUUCUGGCUUGCUGGCUCCCUGCUCAUCAUCAGCAUGGCCUCCGUGGUCAUCCCCACCAUUGGGUGGCGCUGGCUCAUCCGCAUUGCCUCCAUCCCUGGCAUCAUCCUCAUCAUGGCCUUCAAGUUCAUCCCUGAAUCUGCUCGCUUCAACGUCUCCACUGGGAACACGCAGGCUGCACUGGACACCCUAGAGAGCAUUGCCAAGAUGAACCGCUCAGUCAUGCCAGAGGGACGGCUGGUGGAGCCCAUUCUGGAGAAGAGAGGAAGAUUUGCAGAUCUACUAGAGUCUAAAUAUCUUCGGACCACAUUACAGAUCUGGAUCAUAUGGCUGGGGAUUUCUUUUGCCUAUUACGGGGUCAUCCUGGCCAGCGCUGAGUUACUUGAGCGGGAUCUGGUCUGCGGUUCAAAGUCGGAGUCAGAGCCAGAGGUGGUGGAGAACAUGGGGGACGCAGAGGAGGGCCGCAGUCCCUGCUAUUGCCACAUGUUUGCGCCCUCUGACUACAGGACCAUGAUCAUCAGCACCCUCGGGGAAAUCGCUUUGAACCCUUUAAAUAUCCUGGGCAUCAACUUCCUGGGCAGACGACUAAGCCUUUCCAUCACCAUGGGCUGCACGGCUUUGUUUUUCCUUCUCCUCAAUAUCUGCACUUCAAGUGCCGGCCUCAUUGGCUUCCUCUUCAUGCUGAGGGCCCUGGUGGCGGCGAACUUCAACACCAUCUACAUUUACACUGCUGAGGUCUACCCAACACCGAUGCGUGCUCUAGGGAUGGGGACCAGUGGCUCCCUCUGCCGCAUUGGAGCGAUGGUAGCUCCAUUUAUAUCCCAGGUCCUAAUGAGUGCCUCAUUCCUGGGAGCCCUAUGUCUUUUCUCCUCUGUCUGUGUUGUGUGUGCCAUUUCUGCAUUUACUCUUCCCAUUGAGACCAAAGGACGUGCUUUGCAGCAAAUUAAAUGAGGAGCUGCAAUACUAUGUGGAGAAAAGAGGGAUAUCCCACGAUGCACGUGCAGCUUUCCCGUAACAUGUAAUUACUUCCAUACUGUUUGCGGUAUACAAGUUCUAUUAGGAAAGACAUGCUGUGGAAGGGAAGCAUCUAAAGCAUCUGCAUCGAGAUUGUCUUUUACCGCUGUUCAGGCUUGCUAUGGAGGAGGCCCAUUACAGUUGCAGACCACUCGGCUGGCUGAGGAUCCCCACUACCCUCAACAGUGGAAAAAGACUGCAGUUGCAACCUCAAUGAAAUGCUGUGUUAGCAAACUGCAUAAAAGAGGCAUAACCUCUGUCCAAAGGGGGAGCAAGUAAUUCCUAUUUGAUCCGUUCUAUGAAUGGAUCAAAAUCAGCUUCUUAUAACGAAGGUGCAGUUAUUAACACAUUAGUAGUUUAAGGGAUGGGUUCCAGGGCACCUGGUGGGAACCAAACAUUCAUCUUACAGAAAAUGGCACAGUAUGUGUAUAUCCGUCAUCUCCAGAUUAUUGUAACAAUGCUAUGUAUAAAAUAACAAAGAUGUCUAUGUAUAUUUAGCAUGAAUACUUUUUCUUUUGGUUUUUUGAGACAGGGUUUGUGUUUAGCUCUGGCUAUACUGAAACUCCGUAGACCAGGCUAGCCUGAAACUCAAGAGAUCCAUCUGCCUCUGCCUCCCAAGUACUGGGAUUAAAGGUGAUUAACAACCCCCUCCCCCAAUUUAUCUGACUAGUUGAAUCCUGAAUUUGAAAUGCACAGCUCAGCCCAGCUUUAAGCCCAGAAUACACUAGGCAGAAGUAGGUGGAUCUGUGUUUAAAACCAGCCUAAUCUAGUCUACAUAGAGAGUUCUAGGACAGCCAUGGUACAUAGAACCAAAACCAAACCAAUAAUGCAUGAAUUUAAAAGACUAUAUUAUAGGCUUUGAAAGGUAUACACACGGGCUUUCUUACAAGCCUAAAAAUUUCUAAUUUCAAGCUAAGAGUUCACGUGAUUAAUCUGGCUAAUAGGCAAUCACCUUUAAGCCCAGUUGUUUUAGGCCUAAUAUAUUUGAUGGAAAACUAUGUUGGCUACAGUCGUGGGAACAAGACAUGCUACCUACUACAAGUCAUAAUUGAGAAUCUCGUAGCUGGUUCUCAGACAUUUAUUUAAAGACAAGGUUGAUGGCCCCUUCUCUUAAGAUUUCAGAUUGCUGGGUGUCUGUGAGAUACUCAGGCUUAGGAACUUCAUGGGGCUGCCUAGCACCGUCUAGCGCAUGGGCUUCUCAGACAACAGAGUCAAGUCUACAGCAAGCUAUUAGAAUAAUUUUAAUGGAAUCCUUGAUAACUCAGCUUUUCUACUACACAAAUUGCAAGCUGUUUGUGGAGAAGGUGGUAAAAACAAAUUACAACUUAUUUUUAAAAAAUCCUUUUUAUUGUCAAUUUCACAACAUGCACCCCAAUCAUCUAUCUACUACUCUCUCCAUAUCUGCCCUUGAGACCUCUUCUCCAAAAUAAAAACAUCUCAGCAUGGAA